Molecule: messenger RNA, 1635 nt
Organism: Phaeoacremonium minimum UCRPA7
Lineage: Eukaryota; Fungi; Ascomycota; Sordariomycetes; Togniniales; Togniniaceae
Exons: 1
Coding region: 1-1635 (544 amino acids)
Cellular component (GO): nucleus
Source: RefSeq, a predicted model, not a curated record
AUGCCACGGUCACGUACUGCUGGUAGGGCUACUAUAGUGCGACUUGGCGAUGACUCGUCGGACUCGGCUGAAGAGGACAACGAAGUCGACAGUGACCAUACGCCUCGUAAGCAGGGAGUCCCUAGGCAAGCUAGCAGUCCCGCCAGCGCUAAAUCCAAGGACGUUAUCGUUAUCCACGAUGACGACGAGGAUAGUGAUGAGGAUGAGGACGAGGACGAUGACCUGCCGCUGUUGCCUAGCUCCACUCAACGGCGACGCCCUGUUCUGCCAGUUGACGAUGAUGAGUCGAGUGAGGAAGAUGUAGUGCAAAGCCCGGCGAAGAAGCGGCGAAUAGCACGCCAACCUGUGGUUGAUUCUGACGGCUCGGAUGGCUCAGACAACGACGUGGUAGCGUCAUCUAGGCCCAGACGCAUUGCCGCGAGAAGAUCAACAUCUAGCGCGGCUGAAUCGUCGCCAACGCCUGCUGCGCCAGUCGACACGCCUGGUAGACGUCAGGCUCGCAAGGGCCACCGCACCGCGAAGCAGAAACAGAUGGAGCUUCUUCGACGUCGCAGAGCAGGCGAAGAUAUCGACAAGCUUACGUCGUCAUCAGAGGACGACGAGGAUCAGGGCGGCCUCUAUGAUACUGACUCUGACCUCGUUGCGCUUUCCGAAUUCGAGGAUGAUGAGGAGCCGGACCAGGAAUCAGAAGAGGAGCCGCCUGUUUCCCGCGGAAAGAAGUCUUCCAAGAUCUCGUUGAAGAAAUCCAACAAAGCUCUUCGAAGAGAUGAUAGGCAGAACUCCGUGGAUAACAGUAACGAAAGUGAUUUGGAUGAUUUUGUGGUGGAAGACGACGAGGGCCCGAUCGGCGUACCUGACCAUCUUCUCGAGAUACCUCUGCAGUUUACAGCUCAUGCACACAAGCCCCUAAAGGAACACUUCAAGGAUGUCAUAGAAUGGCUAGUGCACCGCCGAAUUAACCCAUCGUUUGACCGCGAGAAUCAAGUUUACCGCAUAGCGUGGGGUAAACUUAAUGAUGAAGUCAGCGGCCUUGCUCAGUCGAAGUUUGCGUCUUCUGCCUGGCGUCCGGAUUUUAUUCGAACUAUGCGAGCUCGACCGCGCAUCCUGCAGGCAGAGUUGCCACCUGGGCAUCUGAGUGAAUUACACGGCACAUGUGAUGCCUGCGGCCGAAGCAACCACCCAGCGAGUUGGGUGAUUAGCUUCGCGGGCAGCCCCUACGAUAAAGACACAUUGGACGAUCUCGAAAGCGACGACGAGGACGAGGAUGAUGAUGAGGAUGGCGAGGGGCACGUGGAUUACGAUGAGAACGGCAACAGGCUGCCGCCCGAGAGCAAGGAGUGGUUCGUCGGCGCGACGUGCAACAGCAAUGCCGAGACGGCACACAACCUCAUGCACUGGAAGUACGCGUUGAUGGACUACGUCGAGAGCCGCCUACGGGACGAGGGCUGGCUGGACGGCCAGAAGUUGGAGGAGCGGGAGCGGAUGAAGCCCAAGAAGAGGCGCAAGCUGGCGGAUGGCAUUGUGGAUGACUGGGAGCGUAGACUUCUCAUCAAGCACUUGUACGGCGACUUCAAGAGUACUUUGGAGCUCGCCCGUGCCAAGUCUACUGUCGUUCGACCUGGUCGCAGACGAUAA